GCGUCACAGCAGCACUGGAUGUCAUCAUUUUUUGGUCAAUCUUUGCGGACUGGAAGCAUCCUAACUCAUUUGCAUUUUCCUGAUCAGCAGUGGGUCGGGGCCUUCUUUGUCUUUCUUCCUCCUGGCUUCCCUCCUUUUUGGACCUGCCCCUGGUCUCCUUGCUCAGCAUCCUCAUUGUGCUGCUUCCCAAUCUCUGUUUUCCUCUCUGUCCUGUAGACCCCUCUGUCCCUUUGCCUCCAUUCUCCUUCUGAGGGGACAAUCAUUCAUCCAUGUCAUUUCUCUGCCAUCGAUCUUGGAGCAGCAGUCCCAGACUUCUGAGCAGCUGUCUGCAGGUCUGAGAUUUUCACUGUGUUUGUACUUCAAAACCUAUGGAUUUGGGCCCUCCUUGUGUCAUUUCUUGGGCCUUGGCUUUCCCUUUCAGGAAAAUAAGGACAGAAGAAAUGGCCCUCCACAGAAGCCCUUUCAGUUUUCCAGGCAAAACCUGGCAUAUGUCCUGGAGAGGCACCUGGAAGGUUCUAGCGUUUGGUCAAGCAGGGUCAGCUUUCUCCUGGGGCCACUAGGAAAGGACAGAGCUGGUGGUCCGAAGUCUGCUGAGCUUCUAACAGGGAGACUUUUGUGAAGAGCCAUUUCCUGGUACAGGACAGUCAUUUAGACACUAGGCAGGGCCACCCCAAGUUUGCUGAGAUGCUGAUUGGAAGAGAUGUUUAAUUCUUCUCAGCCCUUCAGGUCCUCUCAUACCUGUAAGUGCUCACGGAGUGGAGCUCCAGCUGCUGGGCAGGGGUCCCCGAGCGGAGAAGCCAAGCAGAAAGCCUUCCUGGGGCAGUGGACUGGGCGACUUUGCGUCAGACUCCAGGACUAGGAUCAAACCCUUGGACCACUCAGACCUCAAUGGUGGAAAUGUCAGGGAGGAUGGGCAGAAGGCUUCCGAGUGGCAGCCAGUGGCUGUGUUUCAGGCAGGCUUGACACAUGGCACCCAGCCCCAGGAAACGGUCCUCAGGAAGCGUUGUCACGGCCUGACCAGGCACUGCCGUCUGAGGCAAUGCACUGAGCAGUGCUGAGGUGCCCACUUAGGGGAGGCCUUGGUGGGAGGGUGGAGGAGGAAGCUGAGGACCUUGCCAGCUGGUGGCCAGUGUGAUGCCUGCAGGGGUGUGGCCCCUCAGGGUAGGCUUUGGCUGUGACUGCCCUGUAGCAACUUCAGGCCCCACAUUAACCCCUCAUUUACCAGCCGGGACACUAGCUGAUCUUCAGGGUCUCUUACAGCUCAAAAUUCAGUGACCAGAGAAAUAGAGGAAGGCACCUCUUGCCCCACAAUGUGAAGCUUCGUUGAUCUGAUCUAGCACAUGAUCUGAUCUCUAAUUUAUAUUUGCAUCAAGAUGAUACACAAAAGUGGGACAGACUCAGAUUUUGAAUUUUGUAAAUUUGUGGAUAUGUUAUAUAUCCUUUCCCCUAGGGACACCACUUACUCAUCCAGUGCCUUUGUGUGGAUUAGAAAAAGACAUCUCAUGAUCAAGGCACUUUACUUCUCUUCAUCAGAGAAAGGCACUAAAUGUAGCAAAUCCGUAGUGUCUGCAGUGUGAAUCAUGCCCCCUUAAUUAUGAUGCCUUGUGCAGUGCCCAACCUGAACAAUCCCACAGGGUGGCUGUGCUUGUCACCUACUGCCAUAGUCUUCCAAACAGAGCCUACAUAAAAUUUUUUCUCAACCAUGGGCCUUCCCAUGUCUUCUAGACCAAUGAUCCUUAUAUCAGAAUUCACGGCCCUAGACAUAUAUGCAGCUCUUUCCUUCCUCUCUCUGUACCCACCUCCCUCCCCCCCCAACACACACACUGAAUUAUUGCAAAUGGAAGGCUUCAUUCUUCAGCUGUGUUGGGAAUAAAAAUGGUUGAGAAGUUCUGCUUUGGGCUCUUGGCCAUGAGAUCCACCCUAUCCCGGAAAGUCAUUAAAACGCAGGCACUGACUUCCUCCUUAACAGACUCUGUUCUGGUAAGAAGGGAUCUCUUGGAGCAUUUCCCAGCAAGGUAAUACUUGGGCUGCUCUUCCAGGUGUCCUGCCCCAGCCUGUCCACGGAUGCGUGCUUGUCCCCGAAAACUUAUGCAAUGAAGGACAUCCGUCAGGUGGCACCUCCAUGCUACCACAAUAUUACCCCUGAAUUCUUGCUUCGGGGCUAGACAACUUGAAAUGCUUUUCAUAUUUUAUUGAAUACUCUCAGUAAUAUUGUGAGAAAGGUGUUAUUAUUUCCCUUUUGCAGUUAAAUUGAAGGCCAGAGAGGUUCAGUAAUGCGUUGUAACGUGUGAAGUCACGCAGCUAGUAGGCGAUGGAAUUAGUGCAGGGCUGUUAACUCCUGAGCGCACACUGUCCUCUCAUGUCUCCACUGAUUAGUUCUAGGUCUCCAUCCAGCUACUUACCCUCUCUGAGCCUCGGUCUUAUCAUGUAUAAAAUGAAGACAAUAACAUCUGCCAUGUUGCGCUAUUUCAAAAGCUAACUAGAACCAUCUGUGGCAGUACCCGGCCCUACGCCUGGUGCAAACCAGCACGGAACUAAGAAAUGUUAGUUCCCUUCCCUGUUUCUUCUCAAGAAAGCUGUCUGUGAAGAUGUGCUAUAGUUUUGAUUUCUUCAUGCAUGUGUGCUGCAACCGGUUAUGGAGGUCUUACUAUGCGCCAGGCACUGUGUUCGUCGCUUUGUGUUUCUCUACAGUCCUGUGGGCCUGCUAGCUGAUGCACCCCCUGCUGUCUGGAGCACAGAGGGUUACAGGAGGAUCGACCCCACCUGAUCCCAUUACAGCAGGGAGGUGGCAUCUGCAACCAGCCCGGGGAGGAUGCUGCUUUCCUGUGGGGGGUCUCCAGGUGCCUAGUCAGACAGCACCGCUGCCCUCCCGUGUGCCUGUCCCCGCCCAGGACCCACUGUGCUCCAGCCAGUGUCACGGCAGGUGUUGCUUCCCAGCACAGCAAAUCCCAGGCCCUGGAUGUUUCGGGCUGCAGCCUUCUGGACGCCCGAGGACUGUGUUUACAGCCCAGGAAGUAGCACCUGCCUCCGGACAACCUCCUGGCAGCUUCUCCACCCAGGGCAUGGGCAGCCGCGAUGCUGUCCCUCCAGCCAAAGUUCCGGCUCCGGUGGCAGUGUACUGUGGGAGUGUCCCUCGAACCAGUGCUGGGCCCCGCGCGCCCCCGGCUGGACGCAGCGACUCCAGGCUGCAGGCUUAUGGAGAAGGCUCCCUCCAGCCAACUCUGAGCGUCCCGCUGGAGAAGCCGCUGCACCUCUUGAGUGGAUGCAGGGACCCCAGCAGCCUCAAGCUGGAUGCCCCCCUGAAGAGCUGGCAGGCCAGGAAUGGCCACCCCAGGAGCCUGGCCACCUUGUCCCUGGGGUCCAGCCCCCCAGCACCCUUCUCCUCUCUGGAGUCUGAGGUCAACAGUGUGGCCCGGGACACCACCCAGAUCAAGGACAAGCUCAAGAAAAGGAGGCUCUCAGAGGGGUUGGCAACAUCCUCCCGAGUCUCCCUGGAUCCUGUGGGAGGCCCCAAAGGAGUUCCUCUGAGGAGUGCCAUCCCCCGGGCCACCUCACAGAGGCUCCUGAGACUGCCCAGGCCGAUGCCUCCCAUCCAGAGCAUCCCCACCACCCCUGAGGCCGGCGGAGCCAAGGAGAAGGGCCUGGACCCACCUGGGAGCAGUCAGGGUCCGCAGGGGCUGAGACCCGGUGCCCAGGAGGUGCAGAUCUCCAGACAAUACCUGCACUGCAAUGACGAGAAGAUGCACAAGUCGCUGGGGGGCAUUGUGAUCCCGCCCAUCCCGAAGGCCGGGGUGUCUGCUGGGACCUCCUCCUGCACACCUGGCUCCCUUCCCAGCUGCUUGCCUCCAGGCCAGGAUGUCCUCACGGGCCUCAGGGUCCCCCGCACACGAUUGUUUCGGGAGAGUGGGCCUCGGGAGAAGACCCCUAAAUCUCUGGAGCCAAGACCUUCAGCCCUGCCUGUGAGAGACAGGUCUGCCGCCCCUGAGAAGCCUGCCCUGCCCUCAUCUCAGUCCGCUCCUGCACUCACAGCCUUCUCCUCCGGCCAGGCCAAGGAAGCCCGCCCCUUGUUCAAAGAGGAGGACCAGAAGGAAAGCAGUACCAAGAUCCAGGUCACCAUCUCCAAGUCUGCCCAGGAGAAGAUGCGGCUGAGGCAGAUGAAGGAGAUGGAGUUGCUCCAGAGGGCAAAGGAGCCAGAGAGGGAGAGGGAGCUUAUUUCCCAGAGCCUGGCCUCCCGGAGAGCCCUGAUGAAGGAAGGCCUCCUCCCCCUCCGGGGCAGUGGGACCGUGUCUGUGCCCAGUGGGCUGAGCAGCCUACGCAGAAACAUCGGUGUCAUCCUGAGGAAGCGGGCCAACCGGGCCUCUCUGCCCAGCAUCCCCGUCAGCAAGCAGGAGCCCAGCUUUGCCCGUCAUGCUUCAGCCAACUCAUUACCUGCGGUGCUUACCUUGGGGUCUCCUGAAUGGGAUGAAGAGGAGGAGGAAUUGGAUCCUAGAAUCUUUAAGGAGUUGAGGCCUUUCUCAAACCCUGAGCUGGGGCUGAUGGAUGCUCUCCAGUGCCUCGAGAGCAAUGACUGGCAGAUGAAGGAGAAGGGCCUGCUAAGUGUCCAGCGCCUGGCGGCCUGUCAUUCAGAUGUCCUGGCUGGGAGGCUGCACGACGUGUCCUUGGCUGUGACUGGGGAGGUCACCAACCUCCGCUCCAAAGUGUCACGACUGGCCAUCAGCACCCUGGGUGCCCUCUUCCGGGCCUUGAAGAAGAACAUGGACCAGGAGGCUGAAGAGAUUGCCCGCUGCCUGCUUCAGAAGAUGGGGAACACCAGCGAGUUCAUCCAGAGAGCGGCCAACCGCUCCCUGGGGGCCAUGGUGGAGAAUGUGACCCCUGCCCGCUCCCUGGUGGCCCUCACCUCGGCGGGCAUCUACCACCGAAACCCCUCAGUCCGGAAAUGUACUGCCGAGCACCUCUCAGUCGUCCUGGAGCAGAUUGGUGCCGAGAAGCUUCUCUCAGGCACCAGGGAUAGCACAGAGAUGCUGGUGCACAACCUGGUGAGGCUGGCCCAGGAUUCUAACCAGGACACCAGGUUUUAUGGCCGGAAGAUGGUGAAUAUCUUGAUGUCAAAUACGAAGUUUGAUGCAUUUCUGAAGCAGAGCCUCCCAUCUCACGACUUACGGAAGGUCAUGGCAGCUAUUAAGCAGCGGGGAAUGGAAGAUGGUGAUGGACUUCUAUCUGCCAAGGGCCGCAAGGUGUCGAGGAGUCUGGUGUUGUGUGAGAAUGGGCUGCCUGGAGAAGAUGGGCUCAGCUCCAACGGCCCUCGGCUGGAGGGGCUCCACUCCUCUGUGCGCGGUGGCCUGGAAGUGACCAAGCAGCUUCGGGAGCUGAUGCGGCUGCUGGAGGCCAAAGAGUACCAGUCUCGGAUGGAAGGCGUGGGGCGGCUCCUUGAGCACUGCAAGGCCAGGCCAGAGCUUAUCACCGCCAACCUGGUCCAGGUCUUUGAUGCUUUCACCCCAAGGCUUCAGGAUUCCAACAAGAAAGUGAACCAGUGGGCACUGGAGUCCCUUGCCAAGAUGAUCCCCCUCCUCAAAGAAAGCUUACACCCCAUGCUGCUCUCCAUCAUCAUUGCUGUUGCAGACAAUCUCAACUCCAAGAACUCUGGGAUUUAUGCCGCUGCCGUGACUGCACUGGAUGCCAUGAUUGAGAGCCUGGACAACCUUUGCCUCCUACAAGCCUUUGCUGGCCGGGUGCGUUUCCUGAGUGGCCGUGCGGUGCUUGAUAUCACGGAACGUCUGUCCGUGCUGGUGGCCUCUGUGUACCCCCAGAAGCCCCAGGCUGUGGAGCGCCAUGUCCUUCCAGUCCUCUGGUGUCUCCUGGACAACAUGAUCGGGAAUGGUGUCCUGCCCGGGCGUGCUGGGAACGUCCGCACAGUGGUUCGCCGGCUGUCCAGGAGCCUCCGGGAGCAGAUGGGGUCCCGGCUGCAGGACCUGGCCGCUGGCCAGCCACAGCAGGUCCUCAAAACGCUCCAGGAACUCUUAGGCCCAGAAUCCCCAUGAGGCAGCCCCAGCCAGCGUCAUGGACAGCGGGGCACCGACAGCAAGACAACUGGCAGCUCAUGCCCCUUUCAACUGGGUUACAGACACAUCUGAAACGGGCGGUCAUUAUUUUUUACCUUAUUUUAUUUUUAUGAUGGAAUAAUUCCCAGUCUACUUUCUCUUAGGGUUCCAGAUGUACAUAGUAUAUUUUGAAGUAGAAAUAAAAGAAGCACUUAUUUUUCUAA
Canis lupus familiaris (dog) is the source of this 6262-nucleotide messenger RNA. It is a transcript of the gene TOGARAM2, whose product is annotated as TOG array regulator of axonemal microtubules 2. Bases 2712 to 6038 code for a protein of 1108 amino acids. Gene Ontology annotation, biological process: microtubule cytoskeleton organization. Gene Ontology annotation, molecular function: microtubule binding. Gene Ontology annotation, cellular component: cilium; cytoplasmic microtubule. The record is from RefSeq and is a predicted model, not a curated record. The transcript has 21 exons. Lineage: Eukaryota; Metazoa; Chordata; Mammalia; Carnivora; Canidae.